AAAUAUGAUUACCAAAAUAGGAGGGAAGGAUUAAAAAGGGGGGAAAAAGCUGGUUAAACCGCGACAAGAGGACCGCCAUAUCUCCUCCGCUAGUGGCCGUACGCCACCACUAGUAUCCGCCGUUUCUCUCAAUUGAUAAGUUCAGGAGAGCGAAGUGCUUUGAUCCUUUACCGAUUGUUCCAGAAGAACCUUUUUGAGACUCUUUAAUUUCUUUUUUUCCAUAAACAAAAAUUCAACGAGAAGCUCGUAAAAUGGGGAACUUAAAGGCGAUGGUUACGGACGAUUCCGACACCGUUUCGGACGAUGACGGCGCCACCACUGUUACUGACUCGCCAUCGUCAUCGCCGCCUCCACAUUCGUCAUCCCUCUCCGGCCCCUUCGAAGAAGGAGAAGAAGUCCUUGCUUAUCACAACCAAUGUGUGUACAAAGCUAAGAUUCAAAAGACUCGAUUUGUGAAGGCAGAAUGGGAGUAUUUUGUUCACUAUACCGGUUGGAACAAAAACUGGGAUGAAUGGUUGGGCAUAGAUCGAUUGAUGAAAGUCACUGAAGAGAACUUACGAAAACAGCAGGAGCUUAAUAAUAAAUAUGACAUGAAGAAGAACGAAAAGGCCAGGCGUGGAUCACAAUUAAAAGCAAAAUGUUCUACUGGGACAAGAGCUAAAAGGCAAAAGAAAGAUGUUCAAAAGGACAAAGGUGUCCUACCUUCAGAGAAGCUUGGUUUUAACAUUCAAAUUCCAUCCUCAUUAAAGAAGCAGCUGGUUGAUGAUUGUGAAUUUAUUACCCAUUUGGGCAAGCUUGUCCAACUUCCUCGUUCUCCGAGUGUAAAUGAAAUACUAAGCAAGUAUAGUGACUAUCGCCUAAAAAAGGAUGGAAUAAUUGCUGAUUCAGUAAGCGAAAUUCUUAGUGGAUUGCAAUGUUACUUUGACAAAGCAUUGUCUGCUAUGCUCCUUUACAAGAAUGAGCGCGAGCAAUAUCAAGAAGCAAUUACAGAUGGAGUCUCUCCUUCAUCUGUGUAUGGUGCUGAGCAUCUAUUACGUUUGUUUGUUAAAUUUCCUGAAAUAUUGCACCAUGCAAAUAUUGAGGAUGAGACAGUAACUGAGUUGCGACAGAAAUUGCAGGACUUCCUCAGGUUCCUACAGAAGAAUCAAAGCUCAUUUUUCCUAUCAUCAUACAUUGAUCCAGAAGGUUCAGAUGUUGUCAACAAGAAAGGAGAUGACUGAGCUCAAAACGUAGUAAAACUUAUGCUCUGUAUAAGUGCCUCCAUCUUGCCCUCAAGCCCCCUCCCUCCACCCCAUUUGUUCUAAGAAAUUGGUUGGUUGCAUUGUACAUGUUGCUUUUGUCUGGUGAAUAGCAACAGCAGGUGCUGUUAUUUUGUAAUGCUCGUUUUAUACAGUUGAAACUCUGCACCUUCAAAAGGCUUCAAUCCCAGGCUCCUUUUUUGCUGUUUA
This is a messenger RNA of Ipomoea nil (Japanese morning glory), 1448 nucleotides long. RefSeq names its product protein MRG1-like. NCBI's taxonomy places the organism in Eukaryota, Viridiplantae, Streptophyta, Magnoliopsida, Solanales, Convolvulaceae. The record is from RefSeq and is a predicted model, not a curated record. The coding region runs from base 252 to 1220 and encodes 322 amino acids. Gene Ontology annotation, biological process: chromatin organization; regulation of DNA-templated transcription. Gene Ontology annotation, cellular component: nucleus; histone acetyltransferase complex. The transcript is spliced from 10 exons.